AUGACUGCUGGCUCAAUACCGGCUCCUUCGAUUAUUCCUUUGCGUGCAGCCCAAUACGGACAAACACACAAAUUCAGUAUCGAUACAACAACAUUGAUUGAAAUCCAUAGUGAUGCACAAAAUGUUGACAUCUACUAUACACUGGAUGGUUCUAAACCAGAUGCGUUUACAACAAUAGCAACUCGACGUUCGACUAUUCAGUAUAAAAAACCAUUUCAUGUUCCUAGAAAAUUUGCCAAUUCCAAAGUAACGAUCAAAGCUAUUGCUGUGUCAAAAGAUGGAAUGCGAGAGAGUGGAGUUGUUACGAAAAAAUUUGAUGUACAACCUGGCGAUACAGAUCAUUCGCCAACCGAAGACAACGAAAAUAGGUUUGUUUAUGAACUGCAACAGGAAAGAAAGGAAUUAAUUCGAAAAAUUCAAGAUGAAAAUCAACAAAUGCAACAACAACUAUCUGAAUCAAUGCAACGCGCAGCGAAUGAAUCCAUCGUUCAAGAAAAGCCGCCUCGUUAUACAUACCCUGAUCCGCAAGCACAAGCGGGUCGUUUACAAAAGCAAACAGAUUUCCUUCGCUGUACUCAUUGCUUUGCACCACGAACAGGUGAUCUAUAUGCGCGAUUCUGUUCAGAGUGUGGUCUUCCUUGGCAAAGUCUAACUCAAACUCAACCUCGAUUACAUCAACCGGACGGUCAUUCGCUUGGUACAUGUGCCAAUUGCAAAUCAACAGUUCCAUUCAAUUCGGAAAUUUGUGUUGUUUGUGAAACUCCGCUUACACCUGAGUAUCAACAUCGAGUUAACGUUCAAAACCAGACAAAAAUCUUAUGUCCUCAAUGCAAAGCAACAAAUCCUGUACACUUACGUACAUGUAUUAUCUGUGAAAGCAAAUUAAUGCCAACCACAUCACCACAAGUUCAAGCAACGGUAUCCAUUCCAUUGGCUCCUAAACCAAAUGGUACGAUGAUGACAUGUUCGAAAUGUUUUCGUUUAAACAAUGCCGAUGCUCGUUUUUGCGAUUGGUGCGGUGCACAACCAGAACGAGCUUCUGUGCCAGUACAAUGUACCAAAUGUCGGGCUGAAAACGAUCCAUAUGCAAAGUUUUGUUUAACAUGUGGUUGUGUUAUUGAACCACCGCUACGUGUCAUCGACGCACGUCUUCGAAAUGAUCUGAAUAUCACGGCACCAUCAGUGCUUGGUGGUACGUCAACACGGCAUUCAGCUAGUCCAACAUGGUUAAAUGCGAAUGCAACGUUUAGUCACUAUCGUCAACCUUAUUUGAUCACUAAAAGUGAAGCAGCAACUCAAACACAUGGAAUUUAUUAUCCAAGUGCAAAAGAAAUCGAAAUUUUGAUCACACAAAAUAGGCAAUUACAAGCAGAUAGAGAUUUCAAAGAUCGUCGACCGAUAUUAACAUCUGUCAGUCCAGGCAAAGGAUACUGGAGACAACAGAUGGAUCACGUCUGUGCUCAUUUGAAAGCGUACGCUGUGAAUCGACCAGAUUUUCGAUCGUUAAUCGGUGAACCUCGUAUGGGCAAAAUGAUUCAUGCAAAUGUUCAUGAAAAUGAAUAUCAAGUAUCAAUUCAAGCUGUUUUUCGUAAACCAGAAAGUUUAAGUCAAUCAGCGUUUUAUAUCGAUGAAACCAACGGACAAUAUCCAAUGAAUAGUGAACGUAGUUCAACAUUCUCAAGCGCAUUCAAUUCAGAUGAUGAAUAUACACGGGAGAAAAGCAAAACAACAAAAACCAAGAAGCGACCUAAGAAACGCCCCCAAUCGGCCAGCGCGACUGGUAUCGAUAGUCAACCAAAUCGUGCUCUUUUGAAACUACUCGAAAGACAAGGUGGUGAUACUAACAGAAAAUCAUCCAAUCGCGUUGAUAUUUUACACGAAGUAAAACAAUUAUUAAAAGAAGGUGCCGAUGCAAAUCUGCGUAACAAAGAAGGUUUCACUGUCCUACAAUUGGCUAUACGUAAUCAUCAUCAUGAGUGUAUCGAAAUGCUUAUUAAAGACGGCAAAGCUGUACUAGAUAAAAGAGGACCACGAGGUAAUACGGCCUUGCAUGAAUGUUGUUUACUUAAAGAAGAAGGCAUUGAACCACUAAAAAUUCUUCUCAAAAAUGGUGGCGAUCCAAGUUGGAUGAAUGACAAGAAAGAAACGGUUAUCGAUGUGGCAACGAAACAAAAUUCACGCGAAUUGAUGCAAGUCAUCGCGUCUCAUCGAGGCCAACAAAUGAUCGAUCGACAAAACCGAAUCUAUGAUGAAUACGCUCGGAAUACAAACAUGGAUGGUCAUCGAUCGUCAUAA
This is a messenger RNA of Adineta ricciae, 2295 nucleotides long. NCBI's taxonomy places the organism in Eukaryota, Metazoa, Rotifera, Eurotatoria, Adinetida, Adinetidae. The record is from the annotation of a GenBank genome assembly.